AUGAUAGAUAAGAUUCAGGCUAACGUCGAGGAGGUAAAGAAAAAGCACAGUGCCAUUCUAUCGGCCCCCCAGUCAGAUGAAAAAACAAAGCACGAGUUAGAAGAUCUCAUGGCCGAUAUCAAGAAAACUGCGAACAAAGUUAGAGGAAAGUUAAAACACAUAGAGCAGAACAUCGAACAAGAGGAGCACUCGAACAAAUCCUCAGCGGAUCUGAGGAUAAGAAAGACCCAGCACUCGACGCUCUCUCGUAAGUUUGUCGAGGUCAUGACCGAGUACAACCGUACGCAGACAGAUUACCGAGACCGGUGCAAAAAUCGGAUACUCCGGCAGCUCGAGAUAACCGGCCGAGCCACUACUGAUGAUGAACUGGAGGCGAUGCUGGAGCAGGAUAACCCGGCUGUGUUUACUCAGGGGAUUAUAAUGGAGACGCAGCAGGCGAAGCAGACCCUCGCCGACAUCGAGGCGAGACACGCUGACAUCAUCAAGCUUGAGACCUCGAUCCGUGAGCUCCACGAUAUGUUCAUGGAUAUGGCCAUGUUGGUCGAAAGCCAGGGUGAGAUGAUCGACCGCAUUGAGUAUCAUGUUGAACACGCUGUGGACUAUGUCCAAACGGCCACGCAGGAUACAAAGAAGGCCCUAAAAUAUCAGAGCAAAGCUCGACGGAAAAAAAUCUUCCUCAUAAUAUGCCUGUCAGUUACGCUGCGUACUGUUGCAUGGUCUACUACAGAAGAAGAUUAUGAUCCUUGUUUGCCUGCUCAUACUGGGGCUGGUCGUCGUCGGCUACGUUUCGAGUUACUUCCUGUGAGGGCGACGGCGGUUGAGAAGAAGAUUAUGAUUAUGCUGUGCCUACUCGUGCUCUGCCUCAUCGCGACUGCCUACGUGUAUAGCACUUUCUUCUGA
Messenger RNA from Pieris macdunnoughi, 900 nucleotides. NCBI's taxonomy places the organism in Eukaryota, Metazoa, Arthropoda, Insecta, Lepidoptera, Pieridae. The record is from the annotation of a GenBank genome assembly.